AGACAAAUUCCUUUUGAUUUAUUAACUACUUUAAUCUAAUGGAAUAAAAAUAUUUCCCAAGCAUGUCAAGCAAUUUUAGUCCAAAAAAUUUUACAUUUCUCAUAUCUAUCAUAUCUUCAAUGAAACUUUUUGCGGUUUUGAUAUUAACUAUAGUUUGUUCGUUGACAAAUGGCACGUCUGAUAAGAAAACAUCGCUAUCGGUGGCUUCCUUGGUACCACUACUGGAAAUGGAGAGACAAUUAAUUAAUAACCUUGAAGAAUACACAAUCGACCUUAAACAAAAGCUGCAGAUUCUGGAAAGCCAAAUUGCAGCCAUGAGAGCGGAAAACGAAAAGGGAUACGCUGAUCCUUUGGCCUACGUUUCGAAUCCAUUGAAUGGUCUUUCCCUUAUCAGAAGACUGAACCAGGAUUGGGUUAUGUGGCGAAAAUUUAUGCAAAAACCAGUGGGUGUCUUGCAAAUGAGGACACUGGACCUUUGGCUCAAGAAAUUGCCGACGAACAUGGAUCUUUAUAGCGCCUGUGCUGGUAUUAUCCGAAUAAGGGACUAUUAUGAUCUGAAAUUAAGUGAUAUUAUUAGAGGAAACCUCUUUCGUUUUAAAUAUAAUGUCAGCAUGAGUGUACCCGAUUUGUAUGCCAUGGGUCAGCAUCUGUUUGAAAAUGAUCAAUUUUUGUGUGCUAUUCCAUUGCUACAGGAUGUGUUGCAACGAAUUCGGGAAGAACCCUUUCCGAUGGGGCCGCAACUUAAUAUCGAGGAGCUGGAUGUUAUAAAAUUGCUUGUUCAAUCUUAUGUCCAAUCCCAACAAUACCUACAAGCUCUAUCCAUACUGGAAGAGGGUCUAGAGCUCAGCAGCAGCGAUGCUUUCCUUAUACGCGAAAAAGAGAACGCCCUUAGGCUUAUGAAGGAAACCCCGACAAAGGAAAAGCCGACAAAAAAAUGCACAAUUGUCAAUAAAAAACAUGACAUUUGGAAAAACACUAAAGAAUGCUGCAAAGGAACUUAUAAAAGCAAUAAUCGAUUAAUGUGUUACUACAACUCCAGUACCACACCUUUUCUUCGUAUAGCACCCUUUAAAACGGAGCAAAUCGGAUUGGAUCCAUAUGUGGUAGUUUUUCACGACGUCCUUUCUCCGCGGGAAAUAUCAAAGCUGAUUAGUUUAACCGAUCGCAAAUUGGUUCAAGCUGUUACGGUAAAUAAAAAAUCGUUUAAAGAAAUGGUUAGGACAGCCAAAGCACAUUGGGUGUACCGGGGAUAUCAAGAACUGACUAAGCGAAUUUACAGACGUAUCCACGAUAUGAGUGGCUUUGAGUUGGCCGAUGCUGAGAAUUUUCAGAUCGUAAAUUAUGGUAUUGGGGGACACUAUGGGGAGCAUAAAGAUUAUUUUAACGCAUCAAGUAGUUUUUUCACGGGCUACCAUCGUUCACAAACUAAAAAGUAUUUAGGGGAUCGUAUAGCCACUGUUUUGUUCUAUCUAAGCGAUGUGGAGCAGGGAGGAGCUACAGUUUUUCCAGGAAUAUCAGCCGAUUCGGCGUAUACUGUGUAUCCCCGAGCUGGAACAGCGGCUAUGUGGUAUAAUUUGCAUACGGAUGGCCUAGGUGACCCAACCACCCUGCAUGUCGCCUGUCCGGUCAUCGUAGGCUCCAAAUGGGUGAUGACCCAGUGGAUACGUGAGCGUAGUCAAAUCUUUGCCAGACCCUGUCUGGAGCCCUCGCCGUCCCUAAACCCGUCAUAAUCAUCGACAAACAAAUUUCCGGCGCAUAAUCACUUUGCACUCUUAGCAUAAACCCAACCAGCUCAGCUUAAAUGCCUUUUAAAAUGCCAACACGAGAAAAAUAAAGUGCUGAGUGGUUGAGAGUCCCUGCCCCAGAAGCAAGGUAAACCCAAAGGCCACCGCCAACCGCAUUUUAGCAUACUCCUAGCAUACUACGACCUCCCUCGUGCCCCAAAAUGCCAGUCUUCUGGUGGCGUCUAGUGUCUGACACCGCGUACGUGAUGUGCAACUUAAUGUUUCAAUUAGAGGUGAAGUGACGCCUCAGCAGGGGCUAUCGUUAUCGCUCCACUGCACUGCAAAAAAUAUGCGUUGUGAUAUUAACCAAAAACAUACGCCAUUUAAUAAAAUUUGCAUUAAGUCUAA
This is a messenger RNA of Drosophila ananassae, 2132 nucleotides long. RefSeq names its product prolyl 4-hydroxylase subunit alpha-2. The coding region runs from base 63 to 1730 and encodes 555 amino acids. The transcript is spliced from 7 exons. Gene Ontology annotation, biological process: peptidyl-proline hydroxylation to 4-hydroxy-L-proline. The record is from RefSeq and is a predicted model, not a curated record. Gene Ontology annotation, molecular function: iron ion binding; procollagen-proline 4-dioxygenase activity; protein binding. NCBI's taxonomy places the organism in Eukaryota, Metazoa, Arthropoda, Insecta, Diptera, Drosophilidae. Gene Ontology annotation, cellular component: endoplasmic reticulum.